Corythoichthys intestinalis (scribbled pipefish) is the source of this 7046-nucleotide messenger RNA. It is a transcript of the gene itga1, whose product is annotated as integrin, alpha 1. The transcript has 32 exons. Gene Ontology annotation, molecular function: integrin binding. The record is from RefSeq and is a predicted model, not a curated record. Gene Ontology annotation, cellular component: external side of plasma membrane; integrin complex. NCBI's taxonomy places the organism in Eukaryota, Metazoa, Chordata, Actinopteri, Syngnathiformes, Syngnathidae. Gene Ontology annotation, biological process: cell-matrix adhesion; integrin-mediated signaling pathway; cell adhesion mediated by integrin. The coding region runs from base 447 to 3881 and encodes 1144 amino acids.
GUAAUUCAUUAUUAUAUUAUGUAAUUCAUUAUUAUUAUUGGAUAGUCCUGUGUAGUUGCCGUGCUUCAAGAAUUUAUUUUCUUUUAACUAUGCCCAUCAAAGAUAGUGGCCGGAUCCAAUAGACAGAUGCUCUUCUGAAAUAUUUUCCUUCUACCUUUGUACAUCCCGGGCCAUUUUUACAGCGAACUUAUCCACAUCAGCACCAUGUCCAAGCCCACCAAGUCCAGGAAAGAAGUGCACCUUCCAAAACAACUGUCAUAUGAAAGUGCAAUAGAUGCUUUUGCAUCAGUAAAGAGAAGAUGGAGCGGGUGCAUUAGAAUACAAGGAAACUCAACCGAAAUGUUGUUUCCGGGGGAGAGAAAAACAGCACUCAAGUGCUAGUGUGUGUGUCGUCCUUCAACGUGGAUCAGAAGAACAGUUUAUCCUUCAAUGGCCCGCUGGAGGAAAUGUUUGGCUACACUGUCCAGCAGUUUGAAAACAGUGAGGGAAAAUGGGUUCUGAUUGGAUCACCACUUUCGGGCCAGCCUGCAAAACGAACAGGCGAUGUCUACAAGUGUCCUGUGGGCACAGGGAACAGCACAUGCGUUAAACUACUGCUGCCAGAAAACACUACUGUUCCCAACUUACAUGAAGUCAAGGAAAACAUGACCAUGGGAACCACACUCGUGACCAAUCCCAGCGGCGGAUUCUUGGCAUGUGGUCCACAGUACGGCUACAUGUGCGGUCAGCAGCAAUACAUUUCAGGGGUGUGCGCCAACGUCAGUUCGUCCUUCCAGGUUCUUAACUCUGUGGCACCUGGCGUUCAAGAGUGUGCAAAGGAGCUGGACAUUGUGAUUGUCUUAGACGGUUCUAACAGCAUCUACCCAUGGAGCAGCAUCAUCGAUUUCCUUGUCCGAUUCAUUGAGAACAUUCAGAUUGGACCCAAACUUUCACAGGUGGGCAUUGUGUCUUAUGGCGAGACGGUGACCCACCGUGUUAACCUGAGCCAGUUUGACAACACUGCCCCCCUGCUGGAUUUCGUACGUGAACUCCCACAGCAGACUGGCUUCAAAACAAUGACUUUCUUGGGCAUCGACACUGCCAGGACGGAGGCAUUCAUGCCAGAACGAGGUGCCCGGCCAGGUGUAAAGAAAGUAAUGGUUAUCGUGACAGAUGGCGAGUCGCACGAUUUCUACAACCUCAACAAAGUCAUUGGUGACUGCGAGAAGGAUGGCAUCGAGAGGUUUGGGAUCGCGGUUCUGGGUGACUACAACCGCCAGAACAAGAGCGCUGAAGAAGUGAAGAAAUUCAUCAAUGAGAUUGCAUCCAUAUCUAGUGAGCCUCUACGGGACCACUUCUUUAAUGUGUCAGACGAGGUGGCACUGUUGACCAUCGUGGACGCGCUAGGCAGCAAGAUCUUUGCCCUGGAAGCUACGACUGGCAAUUUCACCUCAUCUUUCGACAUGGAAAUGUCGCAAGCUGGGUUUAGCGCGCAUGCUUCUAAAGAAGGCUUGCUACUGGGAGCAGUGGGAGCCUAUGACUGGAACGGAACAGUAAUAACGCAGACUGACAUGGGAGCCAUUUAUCCAGAGAAAAACCAUUUUUUUGACCCUGAAAGCGAAGCUGGGUAUGAAAGAUUGGCUGGCUAUCUCGGUUACGACGUCCAGUCAGCGUCCACCCCCGAUGGGGUGCUGUACAUCACGGGCGCGCCACGGUACAACCACACAGGCCGUGUUUUUAUCUACAAACUGAAGGGCAAGGAUGUUGUUGUGUCGCAGACACUGGAAGGAGAACAGAUUGGUUCGUACUUUGGGAGCGUAUUGCAGACUCUUGAUGUUGAUGGCGACUCAUACACGGAUCUCCUCUUGGUUGGCGCUCCUAUGUUCAUGGGUCCUGACAGAGAUGAGCAGGGCCUAGUGUAUAUCUACAAGCUACAGCAGAACGGACACUUUGACUAUGAGUUUACGCUAAAGCCGAUCAAUCAGUCAUGCUGCAGCGGCAGCUCGUCCGACUGCACGCACAAAAAUGAGCCUUGCGGCGCACGCUUUGGCACUGCCAUCGCCGCCGUGUCGGACCUUAACUUGGACGGCUUCAAUGAUGUGGCCAUAGGAGCGCCUUUUGAGAAUGACCACAAGGGGGGCGUAUAUAUCUACCAUGGGGACAGCAAGCGUUCGCUCAAGGAAAAGUUUGUGCAGCACAUCCCAGCGGGCGGAAAUGACGACAAGAUGAAAUUCUUUGGGCAAUCUAUACAUGGAGUCAUGGAUCUCAAUGGAGACGGAAUCACUGAUGUGACUAUCGGGGGUCUCGGAGGGGCCUCGUUAUUCUGGUCCAGAGAUGUGGCAGAGCUUCGAGCCAACAUGACGUUCGACCCUGCCAAGAUCAACCUGCAGCAAGUCCAGUACCACUGCGACCCGGGACGAAAAUCCGUGUGCGUUACCACCAGUGUAUGUUUUGUCUAUAGUAUCAAAUCCGACAAGCAGGACCUUGCAUCCAAAGCAGUGAUUCGUUACGAAUUGACACUGGACGCUUUACGGCCGAAAGCCAGGGCUUCUUUUCUCAACCCGGACGACAAGAGUGACCGACGGAUUUCUAGAACAAUUACUGUUGAAGACCGACAGAGGAUUUGCGCAAAGGAAAUGUUUAUUAUGUCGGCCCGACUGGACUUCCGAGACCCUCUCUUGGUGUCGCUGGACUUUGGACUGGCUGACGAAGAUCAAGGCCCUGUCCUAGAUGAAAGCCUGCCCACAUCCAUUAACAAGACGAUUCCACUGGUGGACUGUGGCAGCCACGAGCGGUGCGUCACUGACCUUUCCCUCCAAGCAGAGCCCAGCGUGAAAAGUUUGGUGAUUGGCGCUAAGAAGGACAAACUGGACGUGAACAUCCGUGUGAGAAACAGCAAAGACAAUGCUUACAAUACCAAAGUGAUCGUCAGCUUCACGCCCAAUAUCAAUUAUGUCAAAGUGGAGCCGGAAAAAGACUGCACUCUAAAUCACACCAAAGUGGAAUGCGCCGUGGGGUACCCCUUCUUGGGAAGCAAUGAGGAGGAAGCUUUGAAGGUCAAGUUUGAGGUCAAUCCCAAUCACAUUCAUCACAACAUCCAAAUCAACGUCACAGCCACAAGUGACAGUGAAGAGUAUACUUCCACUCUCAAUGACAACAUGGUGUACAUCUCCAUCCCUGUCAAGUACGAGGCUGGACUCGUGUUCACUGUGCGUCCGGUGGACGAACAUGUUGUAGUGAAAGAGGGGGAGAAGUACUUGGCAGUGUUCAACGACACCCGUAUGAUCGGCGAGGAGGUCAACAUCAGCUUUACAGUGGAGAAAGCAGGUGAAAUGGUGACUCCCCCCCUUGAUCUGAAGGUGACCUACCCUGAGCUGUCGCCUCGUAACAAUUACCUACUGUACUUGACGCACAUCGUCACCAGCCCGCAGAUGAAAUGCGACGCGGCUGCUUUGAUCAACCCGCUUAAUCUCAACCCGGAUGUUGUUAAACCCAAUCCGAACAAAGAAACACUUGGUGUAUUUCUACUGAGCUGCGAGAACCUCCCGUGCGCCUCGUUUAAAUGCUUGAUCCCCGAGGCCAAAGUUAGCCAGCUCAAUGUCACCUUCAGAGUGUGGAAACCCACAUUCAUCAAGGCGGACUUUUCCAAUCUGUAUAUGCUGGUAAACGCCACACUGGGGAGCAGAAACACAGAUCUGUUUGUAUUGAGCGCUAGUGACAUCAGCAGAACUGUGAAGAUCCAAGUCUCCAAGGAGAGCUUAGGUGGUAUCCCGAUAUGGAUCAUCAUCAUCAGCAUCCUCAUAGGUCUACUCAUCUUAGCGCUAGUCAUCUUCGCUCUAUGGAAGAUGGGCUUCUUUAAGAGAAAAUCUCCAGAGUUCUCCAAGGAGGAAAUGAUGGAUUGAAGUUUGCAUGCAAACAGGAAGUGAGCGCCGCUUCUGGAGUCACUUAAAAGAGCAGAAAAAAAACAACAACAAAAAAACACUGAUUGUGUGACAACGCACAAUGACUACCUUGGAGUACAUAAAGCCAUUCAAUGGAGCCUAUCACUGAUAUGGGCCGGGUCCAUGUUUGCAUUUGGACUGUUCUGCACUUCAACUGAAGAAAAUAUUGCACUUUUUGUUUGCUAUGAACAUCUUAAGUGGCCACGUCAUCAUAUGUGUACUGUACAGACUUUUUUCCUUCUUUCUUUUUUACUUAUAACAGAGGUGGGGCACUUUUUUCAGUGUCUUUGAAUUCUUUAUUAUUCUAUUCCAUUUAACUGACUUUUGAGUUUAUUGGCAUGUCUGAAAACGCAAUGAUUUGGACACAAAUGUAUCUUAGUGAAAAUACAGGGGACCCACAGACCCAAACAAAUUUGGGUGGGCAAGUCUUUAGUCCAUUAGAGGACAUAUAGAGAUCCAUGCUUGAAAUUUAGCAGGGUGGUGGCCAUUUUGGUUGAAUUACCUGGAAAAGGUGCUAAGUUGGUUAGAAAAAAUAAUUUCACCAAAGAAUAUGAAAUUAUGUGCAUAUGUCUGUCAUGGGUUGAACAAAAAUAUCUCAAGACCCCGUAAGUCGGCCAUUUAAAAAAAUUUUUUUUUUUUAAAGGUGCCCUAGAAUUUUGGGGAAACAGAGCACUUAAGAGUUUCAUCCAUCAACAUGUCAAUUUUGACAUAGGAAGUAGGCCAUUUUGACUCAAAUUAGUCAAUUGCAGUGCUGGUACUGUGAUUAAUUCCUACUAGACAGUUGGCGCAAAAUUGCUACUUCAAAUGCGGAUUAUCCGCUCAUUGACUUCAUUAUGUAUUGAGCGGACAUGGGCGUGGGGCCGAUAAAUAGGGGGCCUGCAUUGUUGGCGAGACUGUCAAAGCCGACCGAGUGGAAUCACAGACAAAGAGCUUUUUUUGUUGAAAAUUCUUGUGAAUAAAUGCUUAAAUCCCCGAAUUCUUUAUAGAUAUGGACAUAAAGCAGUCUCGAUUCUUGGUUAAAAGCAACAACAAAAAAAUGUGCAGUUAGCGUUUAUUUUACGUAAAUAUGUCGAAGUACAGUGCUAGUCUGUUAGGGAAUGUAGCUAGCGGCCGCCUGGUGUAAACAAAGCUUUUCCGGUGAAAAUUCUUAUGAAUAAAUGCUUAAAUCCCAGAAUUCUUCAUGGAUAUGGAUGUGAAACAGUCUCGAUUCUUGGUUAAAAGCAACAACAACAACAAAAAAAACAAAAAAAACAAACAAACAAAAAAAAAAACGUGCAGUUAGCGUUUAUUUUACGUACAUAUGUCGAAGUACAAUGCUAGUCUGUUAGUGAAUGUAGCUAGCGGCCGCCUGAUGUAAACAAAGCUUUUCCGGUGAACGUUCUUAUGAAUAAAUACUUAAAUCCCCGAAUUCUUCAUAGAUAUGGACGUAAAACAGCCUAGAUUCUUGGUUAAAAGCAAAAAAAAAACGUGCCGUUAGCAUUUAUUUUUCGUAAAUAUUGUGAACUAUGAUGCCAAUGCAGUAGCGGCUAAUUUCUCCCAUUGAUUUUUUUUCACAAUGUUUCAAAAUGCAUCCAUGGUACGAAAAAUAUAAUUACCUUGAAUCCUCGAACAAAUAACUCCUGGGACAAUCCUUUCUGUUUGUAUGCGGUACAGCUUUCGAACUUUUUCAACAGAAAUCCGGCAGAUCGCUGUGCGUGUGUGUUUGUGAAUAGCUCCUCUUGAUGUGGGCGGCCCCCUACUUGAAUGCGAGGAGCAGUGCAUGACCGAUCUGAUCCGUCAAUACAUUAUGAAGUUUAUGACCUGCUUUAUUUUUGGCAUGGAUCCUUGCGACGUUUUGAGAAAAUGAGUGUGAUGACAUAAAUAGCUUCCCUCCACUCCAAUCAUUAGUGCUUUUAUGAUGUGGCUGAAGGUUGCCCUGCCUUAGAGACACUGUACUUGUAAUUUCAUGCAUGCUAGCGUCACGGCACAUUACUUCACAUUCAGUUUUGUUUAUUUUCUGCAAAAAAACAAACAAAAAUAUCAGAAAAACUAUUUUUGUGUACUUUGUGUGGCCUUUUCUUCAGUCCCACAAAGCUGCUUGUACUGUAAAUCUUAUAAAAAUGAAGCUUUAAAAUGUAAAUAAUUGUAUUUUUGGAAGGUGUUGUUGUUGCAAUAAUUCCUGUUAAUUAAGAGAUGUCAUACACAAGCCUAGUUAUGUUUAAGUGCUCAGGUAUUAUCACAUAUACAAUAUCAUAGACACUAAUCAAACGUAGAUGACAUCAAGGUAGGAUGUAUAUAUCAAAUAUGAAUUUAUUUUAGUUAGGAAAUGAAAGAACAGUAUAUGAGACCUCAGAAGUUGAUUUCCCAUAGCAAUCAUGUAUAAAAGUGCCUAAAUGGCAUUUUCCUUCAUGGAGGGAGCAUUUCAUACACAACACUGUACAGUAUGUGUGUUUGGAGUCUCUCCAUACAAUAAAAUUCAAGGCAGCUCUGCUUACUUUUUGGCUUUAAAGAUAUCAGUGGUGCAGUGUCUAAAAUAUUAGAUUUUAAAAAGUAAAAUUUUUGUUUUCAAUCAUUAACUAUUAACCGUGAUAGAUGCUUUUCUGGUAUUGUCUAUUGCUUGUUUUAUGGUAAUUAUCAGAAUUUUUCUUUGUGCCAUCCAUUUUAUUCUUUGAUUUGGAACUUAUGAGGCCUAUUUUUUUCCAGCAAAUUUCCCUUGAACUGUAAAUUGCACCACAUUGGAGGUUCUGCUGUAUCUUUCUUUUGUAUUGAAAAUCUUUUCUUUGCAAUUAUACAUUGAUCGUUUUAAUGUUUGGAGGAUCAGCCAAUGUGACACCAUAUUCUGCAAAACCUUGCAAGUACCGUAACAAACUUUCCCCUUUUCUUUACCUUUCACUUUUAAGCACAACUGGUUUGUACAGAUGGUCUUUUUAGAAAUUUCUAUUUUGGGUUUUGGCUCUUUGCAUAGAGAGACUGAAUGUGGUCUGGAAUCACUUUAUUUUGUAAGAGCUCAAAGCAAAAUGACACUGCUGUGAAGUCUUCAAUGUGAUGAUGCACUGGUUUGUGUUGUCGGGCUGUCUGGCUUCCUGGUCAGCACACACACCAACUGAAUGAAUGCUCUGUAUGAAAUAAAAAGCUUUGUUUUUUUAA